GAGCGGCAGGACCAGUUUCCCUAAACAAAGGAGAGAAAGGCAGGGCUAGAGGUAGGUGACAUUUGUCGGCUUCCGAAGAUAAAGAAAAUUACAGAUUGUGGCAGAGCAAACAGUGAGAAAAGCAGGGGCAUGACAGUGGAUUAUCAAACACCUGAUAUUUGUGUGGUGCUCCAAUACUCGAACUGAGAAGGACAGAGAAAGAAAGGAGGAAAAAGGAAGAGGUAAAUAGGAGAGGAGAGGGAAAAGGAGCAGGUGAGGAGGGUGGAGUUAAGAAAACACUGAAGGUGGAACGUAGACAAACAGAGAGCAGCACAUUAAUCCCCUGAGCUUCACAAAUCGCCUGGCAAAACAAGACAAUGAAGAGCUGAACAGCACGGCUGAACCCAGACUCCACAUCUAGGUGGGAGCAUGUAUGAAAAUUGGCUGACUGCGUGAAGGAGGGAAACAUGAGCCUGCAAUAACAGGAUCUAAAAAUUUCUUGGGGGAUAUAAGAAGCAACAAGUAGCUGAGGAUGUCCUCAUUAUCAGAAGCAGACUUCCGCUGCAAACAUGGAGAUACAAUCUGUGAGAUACGGGUCUAUGAGCAGGAGGUGAUCAUAGUGCCCGUCUUUCUGCUGGCCAGCUUCCUGGUCACUCUGGUCUUCAUUUUACUGCUGCGUUUUUGUCCAGAGAAAGUCGAUCGGAUCCGUCCACAGGCCUCGAAGUCGGCCUCCAGGAGAGUGCUGCAUGGUAUUGAUGCUCCACCAGGUAUUGAUGUCCUGGAGCAUGAAAGCAUCGCUCUGGACAUGCCCAGUUCCUACUCCACCUUCCAUCCCCCGAACACUUACUCGUCAAAAACCCUCUCCUUAUCUGUGAGCACACCCUCCGUCCCACCCAACCCCCAACCACAGCCCUUCAAGCCUAGUUUCACUCCCAUUGUCCAGCCCAGGGAGUUGCCCCGUCAGAGGUUGCCCGAGUCCUUCAAUCUGGUCACCCCUCUGCCUGCUACCUUCUCCCUGCGCUCUGACUCCUCCGUGUCCUUGUACAGGGCCCGUAUGGAAAACAGGAAUGUGGUCCUGCGGGUGCUAAAUGACUCUGCUGAUGCCACAGAAAGACACAACUUCCUGGAAUUUGCAUCCUUCCUGGCCCAGCUCGGACCUCAUCCAUUCCUGCCAGAGCUUCUCGGCGUGGUCUCCUUGCGAGCUCCUCUGGUUACAGUUGUGGAGGAGCUGGAGAACAGAGACCUGCUCAGCUUCCUGUGGAGAUGCAGACAGGAACAUGUGGAUCCUCCGUGUGAGAUGACUGAGAAACGAAUAUUUACCAUGGCCAAACAGGUGGCCUCAGCCCUGGAGUUCCUUCACAGCAAAGAUAUUCUCCAUGGAAACAUCCGUGCCCGCAGUGUGCUGGUCAGCAAUCAGUUCACGGCCAAGCUUUGGGGUCUGCAUGGGGUCUACACAAGGAAGAAUGCGGGAGCCACUCAGAGAGAUGAUCCCAGCAUGAAGAAAUGGCAGGCACCAGAGGUGUUAGCCAGGAGACCUGCCAGUCAAAGCAGUGACAUCUGGUCAUUUGGCAUCUUGCUUUAUGAAAUGGCAACACUGGGUGAAGCUCCAUUUGCAGAAAUCUCAGUUAAUGAGCUUCUGCAGUUUCAUCAACGAGGGAAAAGCCUGAAAAAACCUUCCAACUGUUCCAACAUGCUGUAUUCCAUCAUUAAGGGCUGCUGCCAAUGGAAGGAUCAAGAGCGACCCUCCCUGGCUGACGUGAGCCGAAAGCUCCUCUCAGGAGAGAAGAGUGCCUCUGACAAAGUCCUCAAGGUGUCUGGGACAGUUAACAUUGAGCAGUACCUGCAGGAAGCAGGAUACGGGGAAACCAACAGCUACACUGUUUUCUGAUCACUGGCCGUGACAGCAAAACAAACUGCACUAUUGUCAAAUACCCCAGUUGUGCACUUUUCCAACAGAAGUCUUUCAGGUGCAAUAAAAGUGUUCCAAGCUCUGUGUACACGUGCUUUGGGUACUGAAAUUGUUCUUAAAUUUUAUGGAAAAGACAAAAAACUUCUAUAUUUAAAAGUUAUUUACCUUUGGGAACCAUUCAUUUUAAUCUAAGAGCUCAAUUGUGGGGAAAAUGCAACUAGUAAUUUUAUAGUAGAAUUUAAGAUAUGUAAACUUGACCAACAUACAGCGGCUGCACUCUGAACCUGUAGUCGAUCCUGUAAAUAUAUGAUGGUUUACAAAUGUUUACAAACUGUAGACAAUGUAUAUUUAAAAAAAUGUAAUAUAUGUUAUUACUGCAUUUUUAUAUGAUUAUAUAGUAGGCAGAGAAAUGAAGGACAUAUUAAUGCAAUUCCGCUGAUACUAUAUUCAAUGUUUUCUCUCUAAGCUAAGUUUUUGUUCACAGACAUCUAUUAGCAAGAAAUGACCAGUUUACAUUUGAAUAAAAAAUCAUGAAAAGGC
Toxotes jaculatrix (banded archerfish) is the source of this 2428-nucleotide messenger RNA. It is a transcript of the gene styk1b, whose product is annotated as serine/threonine/tyrosine kinase 1b. Gene Ontology annotation, biological process: protein phosphorylation; cell surface receptor protein tyrosine kinase signaling pathway; positive regulation of kinase activity. Gene Ontology annotation, cellular component: signaling receptor complex. The transcript has 10 exons. NCBI's taxonomy places the organism in Eukaryota, Metazoa, Chordata, Actinopteri, Toxotidae. Gene Ontology annotation, molecular function: transmembrane receptor protein tyrosine kinase activity; ATP binding. The coding region runs from base 512 to 1867 and encodes 451 amino acids. The record is from RefSeq and is a predicted model, not a curated record.